CACAAUGUCAUUGUUUUUGUGACAAUCGCGCGAAUUAUGCAUAAUCUUUCUGUAACGCAUCCGCAACUUUACUCUAGCAACUCGUAGUUUUAUAUAUCAGUUUGUCUUGAUCUCACGCUGGUUCUAUUUCUGGUUGCUGUAUGUUGAUUUCUCUAUUAAAUUUCUCUAUACACCACUCUGCAUGCCCUUCUAGUACAUAAGGUACCUUCUGACUGGAUGCGAACUGCUAUACUUCUGUAGCAAUGGAUUCGCUUCUCACUGACCAACAUAUUUGUCUCGCUGCUGUACAGAAUUCUUCAGUCUAUUUUUGGUCUGUAUUUUGUGAUAAAAAUUCUUCCGGAUCGUCGUCAAAUACAGAAAUAAGUAGUUUGGAAAUUUCUGAUUCUCCUUCUCUGACUUACAAGCCUCAAAUGACAGACACAUGUGUGCUACGAUCAAUUCAGUGGGAUCCUCGGUUGUGCAAGCUAGCUGUUAUUGACCACUCUGGUUCGGCCAUUUUUUUUCGACAUCUAUAUACUGGCAAGAAUCAUGAAUACGAUCAAAACGCAUCAGAUAUAACUACUUUCAGCUUGUUAUCACAGAAUUUCAUAGUAACUUGUAUAGCUUACCCACAGAGAUCAGGAAGAUAUCUAGCUGUUGGGACUAAUACUGGUCUCAUAAAUUUAUACAAAUGCCGAAAGCAAAUUUCAUUUCAUUCACAGUUACGUUGUAGUAAUAUUGAUUUCGAAAGUUCAUCUUCAAACAAUGUGCAACCUAGAUGUAUCAGCUGGAUUCUAAACGACCGUGUUAUCGCCGCUGGAUACAGUAAUGGAUGCAUUGUUCUUUUUUUAGCUGCUUCUAGUACACCUACAGGUGAAUGCGAGAAUUUCAUAUUACCAUUUCCUUCAUAUCCUAAUCACAGAAAUUGUUCUACUCCUGCAUGUAAUACUCUUAAAACUUCUAGACUAGACAAUACUUUAUUAUGUUGCGGUUAUUCUGAUGGGUCUAUUAUCUUGUGGAGUUUGCAGUGGCCUAUUAUUGGAAAUACAAAAGAAUACAUUUUGAAUCAUUGGGAUCCUAAGUCUUUUCUGUCGAUUCCAGUGGACAUAAAUGACUGUGAAUACUGCAUAGAUUUAGCUCUGUCAUCUGAUAAAUUAAUUUUUAGUGCAGGAGCACCAGAUAUGAAUUUACGUGUGUGGAACAUAUCUCCAUCUUGCCUGAAACCAAUGAAAACAUUAUCACCUGCUGAUAAACAACAUGGAUAUAUAAGUGUUGAUUUAGCCUCAAACACAUCCAUUCUUGCAACUGGCUUAGCGAAUGGUAAUAUUUGGUUUUAUAAUACACAUAAUUUGACUUCACCUAUCCGAUCUGUUUGCUCAGAAUCAAAUGUUCCGGUACGCUUGCUUUCAUUCUCUUUUACUUAUUGGAAUAAUGGCGAAACUAGAUUUAGUUCCCCAGAAUUAAAUUGCCUUUCUACUUUACCGAAUGAGAACUUUGAUGCGAAGUCUCAUACAAAGUUAACAUCUGUACAGAGCAUUGUGACAGACACACCACUGAGUUCAUCACGACAACCACUUCAUGAAGUUAAUAAUGUCAUAUCUAAAUAUCAGCCUGAUACAUGGGCAUCAUUGUUUCGUGAGUUUUCUAUACCAGACCUUUCAGCGCAUUCGAAUUCCAGUGUGUUUCCACCGUCUGACCAAAGUUCAAUAAAAUCAGGUUCGUCAGAAGUGAAUAUCGAUAAUGUGGAGAAAACUGUGUCAUUAAAACCAGAUAUUAAUCUAAAUAGAAGUCAACAAUUAAAGUCAUCAGAUUAUCAUGAUGUCAACGAUAAUUUAAAUACAAACUCAUUAAAUGUGACAAAUGAGUGGUUAGAUCAAUAUUUCAAUGUUCGACUCCGAUCUAUGAUGUCUGAAAUGAACUGGUCUCAUAAUGAGUUAUUAUUCAAAUUUACGAAACUGGAGUGGAAACUUAAUCAAAUGUGUGAAGAGUUCCGUAGUAUUGUUACACAAAUGAGACAUGAAAAUGACUUACUUCGGCUUGCAUUGAACCAACAUUCGCAAUUUUAGAAAACUACAUUAACUUCCUACUGUCCAUUCUUUUUGUAGUUUUUAUUUAUCCUAUACAUUUAUGGGAAUUUUAUUUGUAAAUUACAAUAAUCUUGAGAGAAUCUA
This is a messenger RNA of Schistosoma turkestanicum, 2150 nucleotides long. The record is from the annotation of a GenBank genome assembly. NCBI's taxonomy places the organism in Eukaryota, Metazoa, Platyhelminthes, Trematoda, Strigeidida, Schistosomatidae.